AUGGCUUCGAACGGCACAGUGGGAUGCUACCUUGCACCAGCUGGAGAGAUUGGAAAGCUGCCGCGACCGCCUCCGUUGCCUCCGUUGGGCGACAAUAGACCAGAGCAGCGUCAGCUUCCAAGCCUUCCAGGUUUGGCUCUACCUCGCAUUGGGCAAGGGGAGCGAGACCCCAUCUCACACCCUCAACUUGGACAGCAUAGAGUGGGACCUGGAUCCCACUCUUACGACUCCUCGCCUACGUUGAGUUCGACUUCGGAUGCAGGUCCGAGUGCGGCGCGCCUCUACUCGCUGCCGCCAUCAGCACUGCCGACGGAUGGUACACUGGAACGAAAUGUGCCCGCACGGCCACCACGCCCUCGCGCCAGCACGCAGGUGCACCAUGGGACCCCGAACGCCAGACCUUCUGAGCCGCUGCACCACACCUACGACGACCAUCAAGGCCGAGGAGCCGGGACCGAGGCAGAAUGGGACGAAAUGCCGCGGUACGGGAGACCUUUGGGUCCGCGCAGUCACGAUGCAAGCUUAUCGAGUAGCUUGGCCAAUGCUGGAUCUUCCACCGAGGUCCAGGCUCCUCCGCGCAGAGUUGCCAAGGCGAAUCACAAGAAGAGGGGUCGUCCUCGUCUCCGAGAUCGGGAGGUCGCUGCUGCCGCUGCCAAGUUGCCAGGCGCUCCGUUCUAUCCUCCCUUACCCUCAACAGCACAAGAGCCGCCCGGCACUUCACCCGCCAAACGUGGUCCUUUUCCCACUCGCGCCGCUGAGCUCUCGUCGUCGUCAGCGUUCGGCACCGGGCGUGGAGGUGAGCCCUGGCAGACCAGCUACGACAGCAGUCAGAGUACCGGCAUUGCGACAUCUCGCUCUCCGCCCUCCCAGCCGCGAUCGCGCACAGCGACCCAUGCCGGCGAAAAUGAAGGUUCAGCAAUCUUGAUCUGCUCAACCGAGCUACGCGCCGCUCGCGCAUCAGAUGAAGCGCUUUCGCUGUUGGGUAUUCACAAGAGCUACGUCGACUUUCAGCAAAUCAGCAUGCUCGACCUUGUGCACUCAGAUGAUGUCGGUACUCUCCAGAACCUCUCUAGAAGUCUGAUUGAGCCUGUGCAGAUCCCAAUCUUGCCCGCUCCUUCAAAAGAAGCUCUGCUCUCUGCUUUCCCAGCCAAAUUGAUCGAACCUGCCUCGGGUACCAUCUUUUUGGAAGACGCUAUUCGAGUACGGCUCAGUGAUCGACAAUUCCAUCCUUGUGUGGUGCGGCUCUACCUCGGCGGAGGCUUGGGUGCAGACUUGUACCUCCCCGAUACGUUCCGCAGCGCUUAUAUCGUCGCUGGCAUCACGCCCACGUAG
Messenger RNA from Ceraceosorus guamensis, 1332 nucleotides. RefSeq lists its product as hypothetical. The record is from RefSeq and is a predicted model, not a curated record. The transcript has 3 exons. Lineage: Eukaryota; Fungi; Basidiomycota; Exobasidiomycetes; Ceraceosorales; Ceraceosoraceae. The coding region runs from base 1 to 1332 and encodes 443 amino acids.